UGUGGUUGAUGGAAACAGACCCUAACGCCAUAAAGUUUUCCGCUUUAUUCAGCGCAUUCCAUUGUUUUUUUUUCUUCACAAAAACGUAAAGACAAAUGAUUUCUUUGUUUAAUGAUCAGUGUCGGUCACCAGUGAAGUGAGAAAAUUGGUCGACCACUCUCGUUUUGAGUGAUAAAAAUAUUGGACGAGUGAUUGAAUAGUUGAUUAGUGAACAGGACAAAGCUAACCCAUAAACAGACUAACACAAUGGCUGCAGCAGCGGCUGCCGCACUCCUUGAUGAGUUGAUGGGAAGGAACCGAAAUGUCCUUCCUAAUGAGAAGCCUAAGGAGCUAAACUGGGAGGAUCCUGAGUUUUGCAAGCUCUACCUGGUGAAAUUCUGUCCGCACGAUUUAUUUGUAAAUACUAGAGCAGACCUCGGAGCCUGUGUCCACGUUCAUGAUGACGAGGCUCGAGAUUUAUUCGAGAAAGCCGCCUAUUCGUACCGAAAACAACAGUACGAGGAUGAAUUCAUUCGUUUCUGCCAGAGUAUGCUCAGUGAGGUUGAGAGGAAAAUCGUCAAAGGAAAGCAACGACUUGCAUUAAUCGGCAAGACCGAGGCACCCACUUUGACGCCAGCACAGACCCAGAGGAAUGAGGAGCAGAUAGCUCUUUUGACUGAGAAAAUCAAUAAACUAGUGGAAGAGGCUGAACAAAGUGGCAUCCAGGGGAAUGUUGAACAAGCGCAGGGACUCAUGAGACUUUGUGAUCAGCUGAAGGAGGAACGAGAGACUUUGAGGAAAUCUAAUGAUAAUAGUCACUAUAAUCAGACAGCAGAACUAGCAGCUGCACAGGAGAAACAAAUGGAAGUAUGUGAUGUUUGUGGAGCAUUCCUAAUUGUUGGUGACGCCCAACAACGUAUAGACGAUCACUUAAUGGGGAAGCAACACGUUGGAUACGCUAGACUCAAAAGUGCCCUUCAAGAAAUAAUGACGAAAAGAGAAAGAGCCAGAGAUGAAAAAGAACAAAAGAGAGAUGAAGACAGAAAACAGAGGGCUCGAGCCAAUGAAGAAAUUGAGCGGAAGAGGCGAGAGAGCGAGAGGGAGAGGGACCGCGAUCGCGACAGGGACAAGCGCCGUCGACGUGACGACGAUAAAGUUCGUCAUGAUUUCCAUAGGAAUGUUGGACACAGAAGUCGAAGCAAAUCGCGUGACCGUCACGAACGUCACAGAGAAGAAGAGAACUACAGACGGCACAACAGAGAUAAGGGAGCUCGUGACCACCGAAAUUCCAAUAGUCACGGCCGCCGUCGUCAUCGAUCCAGAAGUCGGAGUCACAAGUAACAACUCUUGAUUGGUUAGUGAGUGAGGAGUGAUCCAGGUAUGCACUAGAAAAACAUUUGAUAUUAACGUGUCAAUUACUGUACAGGUAUUCCACCAGGUGAGUUUAACUAGUAAUGCACAUAAAUGUCAAUUAUUUACAUGUCUGCUACCUAAAAUAUUAAUAAUGAAAAGAAAUCCAAUGAAACACCCGAUGUAAAUAGCGUCAAACGUGAGUCUAACGUUUCUCAUCUUCGUUUUUGCGACACGAGUUGAAGGCAAUUAUGUUAAAGAAUAAUUCGAAAAGAUAUUAUGGUACGCACAAGAGUCAACAGAAUUGCAAAAAUGAUGAAAAGACGGCAAAAUUAUGGUAAAUGUUAUAGAUAGUUUUUUUUAUAACAGAGCAAGUUGGGAGAAGGUAUACCUGCACUUGCUUUGAUUAGGAAUAUUAAUUGAUUAAGAAAAAGUCAAAACUCAAGCCAGCGAAAAUUAUUGGGUGUAAAUUACGACUGAAACUCCAUAGAUUCUGUUUGUUUGUAUUAUUUUAUUUAUCCUUAAAACGUGAAGGAAUAAAAGUUAGUGGUUUAGUGAAGGAAUCAGUGACUACUACCUGUAGCACCUGCAACGACAGUGUCCUGUGUGACUGUGACUAUACAAUCCUAGCUUCUGCCUACAGAUUAAUGAGGUAUUUAUGUCGGAAUGAUGAUGCCAAAACAAUGUUUUAUGAAAUUGAGGGGAAAUUUUGUUAAUCGUCGAAUAAUUAUUCUUUUAAUUUGCCACUUGUGAAUUGACAAGCGGCUCAAUUUGUCAAAUAUCAUUGACGAAAUAAAUUUUAUGCGCUACACAUUAAUGAUCAUUGUAAUUGGUGACGGUUUAACCGAUCAUUUUUUUUUCCUCAGAUUAAUAGAGCCCCAAAUAGUGUGCGAUAAAUUUUUCCUUACGUUAAUUUAAGGCAUCAGUGUGUAUUUUUUUAAUACAAUGCAUACACUUAAUGAUUAUGAAGUAUCCUGUACUAAUCGAGCAAUUUACACCGUGGAAUUACAAAUGAAUUGUCUAUUUUCAGAGUGUUUGGCGAGGGGAGGACUUGAUGAUGAACAUCACUAUGUGAUAACUCAAAAAUCCAGCUUAAUGUACCCCUUUGAGGUAAAGAUAUUGCAUAAUUUUAAACAGAAAACGUUUAAUGUAAUUAAACAAUCGUGAUUAAUUUCCAUGGAAUUCUGCAAUCAACGGUCUAAUAUACCAGAUCUGUAGACACAUAUUUGCGCCACAAAUUCAAUAGUCUGAAUGAUUUUCAAUUAUUGAAAAUUCAUUGUUAAUUUAUUUGGCCAUUGAAUAUGGAUUAGCAACUGUUCUCUAUCGAAAUGAUGAAGAAAUUAUACAAUUGUUACAUUUAGACUGUCUAUUGCGUCGCAAUAAAUCUUUGACACAA
Diachasmimorpha longicaudata is the source of this 2725-nucleotide messenger RNA. RefSeq names its product luc7-like protein 3. The coding region runs from base 247 to 1320 and encodes 357 amino acids. The record is from RefSeq and is a predicted model, not a curated record. The transcript is spliced from 7 exons. Lineage: Eukaryota; Metazoa; Arthropoda; Insecta; Hymenoptera; Braconidae. Gene Ontology annotation, biological process: mRNA splice site recognition. Gene Ontology annotation, cellular component: U2-type prespliceosome; U1 snRNP. Gene Ontology annotation, molecular function: mRNA binding.